AUGGCACACAGCGCGUACAGCCCAUCUCCGUCUCCCAGUCUCGAGUCUUCUCAAUCAUCGGAUUCGUCUGGCAUCGAGGACUUGGGCCCUUAUGUAGAACCGUCAGAUGUCGCUAUGUCUAUCUCUCGCCCAGGAUCACCCGAAGGCCAGGCGCCGGAUAUCCAGCCUGGGGCCGACACCAUGGCUUGCAGAUGGGAGGACUGUGGUAGGGUGUACAGCCACCUCCCCACUCUGAUCACUCACAUCCAUAAUGAUCAUAUUGGUGUACACAAAUCGAACUACACAUGCGAGUGGACUACAUGUUCGCGUCGCGGUAUCGCGCAGACCUCUCGAUUCGCUUUGAUAUCGCAUAUUCGUUCCCAUACUGGGGAGAAGCCUUUUACCUGUCCAAGACCUGAAUGCGAUAAAUCGUUUACGCGUUCCGACGCGCUCGCAAAGCACAUGCGUAUCCAGCACAACAUUUCGCCACCGCUCCCCGGUCGCGGAGGUAAUCGCAAGCGAAAACGUGAAGAGAACGAGGCAGCGCACGUCGGCGGCUCGGAGCCUUCGUACGGCUACAAUAUGUUCAAGGUAGAGCCCAACAACCAUACAGAUGGGCACCCAGAUUUCGACGACGGCCGCAUAUCUCCGCUUGACGCACCCGUUGAGCACGCAUCUACACCCUUACCUCGUUCAAUCUCCCCGGACUACGGAGACGAUGACGACGACGAAAUUCCGCCACAACUGUUGGCUGUCAUGGACCCUGCCACACAUCUCAUCAUGGGCCGCACGCCCGCGAUGGUGCGAUAUAUCCUUAUGAAGGCGAAGCACCGAUGGGUGCUCGAGCAGCACGAGGCGCUCGUGGAAGAACUACGUACUGUAAGGUACGAGGAGAAAUGCUGGAAGGAGCGCAAGGAAGCGCUUUUGGACGAGCUCCUGCGGAUACAUUUUGGGCCUCAAGCAGAAGAGCUCACUAAUCCGAUGGUGAUUGCCACUCAGAAUCAGUACGACCAUGUACCUGUGCCAGACCCGGAGGGCGACGAUGGCCAGCAAACGACGAGUAUGCAGUGA
This is a messenger RNA of Sparassis crispa, 1050 nucleotides long. RefSeq lists its product as hypothetical. Gene Ontology annotation, cellular component: nucleus. The transcript has 4 exons. NCBI's taxonomy places the organism in Eukaryota, Fungi, Basidiomycota, Agaricomycetes, Polyporales, Sparassidaceae. Gene Ontology annotation, biological process: regulation of transcription by RNA polymerase II. Gene Ontology annotation, molecular function: zinc ion binding; DNA-binding transcription factor activity, RNA polymerase II-specific; RNA polymerase II cis-regulatory region sequence-specific DNA binding. The record is from RefSeq and is a predicted model, not a curated record. Bases 1 to 1050 code for a protein of 349 amino acids.